Messenger RNA from Drosophila innubila, 947 nucleotides. RefSeq names its product adenine phosphoribosyltransferase (gene Aprt). Gene Ontology annotation, molecular function: adenine binding; AMP binding; adenine phosphoribosyltransferase activity. Gene Ontology annotation, biological process: AMP salvage; adenine salvage. NCBI's taxonomy places the organism in Eukaryota, Metazoa, Arthropoda, Insecta, Diptera, Drosophilidae. Gene Ontology annotation, cellular component: cytoplasm. The transcript is spliced from 3 exons. Bases 205 to 750 code for a protein of 181 amino acids. The record is from RefSeq and is a predicted model, not a curated record.
UCUGUUUUGUAGCACCACGAGCAACCACCUGAUAAACAGCUGUGACUUAUCAGCUGUGACUUAUCAGCUGUGGCAACCCAAUCUAAUAGUGUCAGUUGCAAGAAAUCAAGCAAAUCCCUUGUAAUUGCUGUAAGCAAUAUUUAUUUAAUUUUAAAAUAUAAAUCUAAAAUUUAUUUUGAUCGCUGAGAUAAAUCUGCUUGGAAAAUGGAAGAAGUAAGCACCUCAUACAAAUUAGAUUAUGUUAAAUCAAAGAUUGGAGAACAUGCGGACUUUCCCAAAAAAGGAGUGAUUUUUUAUGAUAUAUUUGGCGCUCUUACGGAUGGCAAGGCUUGUGCUUAUCUGCGGGAUUUGCUGUUGCGGUACAUACGUGAGAAGCAUCCGGAUGUGGAGCUUAUAGUGGGUCUGGAUUCGCGUGGGUUUCUCUUCAAUCUGCUUCUGGCCACCGAACUGGGCGUGGGCUGUGCUCCCAUUCGCAAGAAGGGGAAACUGGCGGGCGAGGUGAUCUCCGUGGAGUACCAAUUGGAGUAUGGCUCUGACAUAUUCGAGAUGCAGCGCGCAGCCAUUAAGCCUGGUCAAAAGGUGCUCAUUGUGGAUGAUCUACUAGCCACAGGUGGAUCAUUGUGUGCUGCCAGUGCUCUAGUUCGCAAAGUGGGAGGCGUUGUACUGGAAAGCUUGGUUGUCAUCGAGCUCCUUGAGCUGGAGGGCCGCAAGAAGCUGGAGGGCAACGUGCAUUCCUUGAUACAAUACUGAAAAUUACAAAAAAUUAGAUAACAUCUUGCAUUUGCAUUCACAUUUAGCAAUCACACUUUUACCUCAAUCUUACACAAUAUCUACAAAUGCAUUUUUUUUUAUGUUUAAUGCGAAUUCUUAUGAGCAUAUUUUUUUGAAGGUUGUUCGAACCAAAUAUUAGUGCAAAUAUAAGAUAAUUUAUUUUUAUAUAAAACAAA